AUUAUUGUACCCGUUUAAUGUUAUUUGCAGUAAUGUUACUGUUCCUCUGAAGUAUAAAUAGCGGAUAUUCGCUAAGGAAACAAUAGGUCAGCUGUAAUAUUUUGCUGUCAGAGAUAGAGAAUAGCUGCAUUAGCACUACAGCUAAUGUUGCUAAAGCAAUGUCUCGUAUUUUUGAUUCUGCAAUCGCAUGCUGACGAUAUGAUCCUAAACAGAUGUGGAGCUGUGACACUGUAAUGAAGAUUAUUAAUGAGGAGGAAGGAAACGCAGGAGACGCUGAAGAACACAGAGACUUCAUUGUAGUCAAAGUGGAAAAUGAAGACGAGAGAGUAAUAAUAGAGGAGGAGCAGGAGGAAUCUCAGUAUGGUGCAGUUGGAGAAACACAAGCUCAUCCUGCAGACCCUGACAAGCCUUUCACCUGUCCUCAAUGUGGAAAGAGCUUCAGAAGUAAAGGACUUCUCAGAAGCCACAUUAAGAUCCACACUGGAGCGAAACCCUUCACCUGCCCUGAAUGUGGGAAGAGCUUCACAAAUAGAGGAAGUCUUCGAGUUCACACCCGACUGCACACCGGAGAGAAGCCCUUCACAUGCUCUCAGUGCGGGAGGAGUUUCACACAGUUAGGAACGCUUCAUAAACACCAGCGAAUCCACUCCGAGGAGAAGCCGUUCGCCUGUGACGAGUGUGGAAAGAGCUUCAAGUGGGAGAACGGCUUCCAGAUCCACAAGCUCAUUCACUCUGGAGCAAAGCCGUUUGACUGUGAUCAGUGCGGGAAGAAGUUUGUGAAGGAGUCCCACCUGAAGGACCACAUGAUGUCCCACACUAACGAGAAGCCCUACUUGUGUUCGGUGUGUGGGAAGGGCUUCGCCAGGCUGUCCACGUUUAAAACCCAUCAGAACAUACACGCGGGUGUGAAGGAGUUCGUGUGCGCAGACUGUGGGAAAGCCUUCACCACGUCAGCUGAGCUGAAACAGCACCACAGGAUCCACACGGGAGAGAGACCCUACAAGUGCUCACACUGCGAGAAGAGCUUCAGACAGCUAGGCCCUUUACAGCAACACCAGAGACUCCACACCGGAGAGAAACCCUUCCAGUGCCAUCGCUGUGGGAAGAGAUUCACUUAUCACAAGUCUUCAGUCAUUCACAGGGAGAAAUACUGCCCCAAACUAACAGAACUAUCAGUGUGACUCGAACCAUACACUCCAUACACAAGCCAGACACUGAGGGUCUCAUUCAUUCAUUUUCCUUGGGCUUAGUCCCUUUAUUUAUCACCACAGCGGAAUGAACCGCCAACUAUUCCAGCAUGUUUUACACUGCAGAUUUCCCUAAAGCUGCAACCUAGUACCGGGAAACACCCAUACACACUCAUUCACACACACAUUCAUACACUACGCCCAAUGUAGUUCACCAAUUCCCCUAUAGCGCAUGUGUUUGGGCAUGCAAACCCCACUCAGAAACGCCAACUGAGCCAGCCGGGACUCGAACCAGCGACCUUCUUGCUGUGAGGCCACAGUAAUAACCACUGAUCUGAGUCUAAUUCAGGUCAACAUGUGCUGUUUUUGCUCAUCUACUCUCUGCAAAUGUCACAGUAUGGCUAAAUAUGUGAUUAAAUCUGAUUUAACGUCCACAAAGUUUGCCGUCCUGUCGUGUGAUUGAAGCGUCCUCGUUUAUAGUUGUGUUCACUAUGAGAUACUGCUUUUUGAAGAUCAACAGAUCGACCGUUUAAUCCCAGUCUCUCUGCAAAUCCUGUCCUGUGGACAUGUUUAUAUGUGUUACUAUGGAGACAUGUUAAUAUGCUCCUGUCAAUCAAUAUUUGGGGGCGGAGAUAACUGCUCUGCUACAUCACUCCGCUCUGGGCUUCAAAGUCACUGUGAUUUGGAUCUUAUUGUAACAUCAGCAAUUAAUAAAAGAGAUCAAAUCAAAUCA
Molecule: messenger RNA, 1920 nt
Organism: Danio rerio (zebrafish)
Lineage: Eukaryota; Metazoa; Chordata; Actinopteri; Cypriniformes; Danionidae
Product: zgc:113518
Cellular component (GO): nucleus
Source: RefSeq, marked validated